CUUAAACAAAGACACAUGGGUGCCUUCUCUUUCAUUUCUUCACUUUUGAUCUCAACAUUGUUGGUGCAUUUAUGUUCGUACCAUUAUAAGGUUGAAGCCUCGGAGAUAAUCAUAGGUGCGGCCAGCCCUCCUGCUCCUUCCCCCGAAUACCAAGACUGUCCUCCUCCUCCUCCCCCUCCACUUUUGCCACCACCGCCGCCUCCAUCACCGCCACCACCGCCAGUGCUGCCACCACCGCCACAACCGCUGCCUCCAAAACCACAGCCUCCGCCAAAACCAAAAUCACCGCCACCACCGCUGCCUCCAAAACCACAGCCUCCACCAAAACCAAAAUCACCGCCGCCACUUUCCCCCGGCCCCUUUGAAAGCGAGCGAAUUAAAAUUGCCUACUAUGUGAUCCAGAAGUUCGUAGCCAAAAUCAGGUCCGACCCACACGACUUCACAAAGACAUGGCGAGGUACAAACGUUUGCCAAUACAAGGGCUUCGUCUGCGCAGUUCAUCCUGUCUACAAGCAGAAAGCAGUUUCCGGUUUAGACAUCAACGGGGCUAUGUUCGCAGGUUUCAACAAUAUACUUCCACUCAAAGGCUUCCUUGACGAGUUACCAGACUUGGUGUUUUAUCAUGCAAACUCCAACAACUUCACAGGCUCAGCCCCGGUAAGCCCUGCCAUGCUUCGAUACUUCUACGAGCUCGAUCUCAGCAACAACAAGCUAACUGGAGGGUUUCCGUACGAAGUUUUAACAGCAAAAAAUUUGACAUUUUUGGACCUCCGGUUCAACUCCUUUACCGGUCCUGUCCCAGCCAAAGUCUUCGAACUAGCAGUUGAUGUGCUCUUCCUCAACAACAACUAUUUCACUCAGCAGAUCCCUGACAAUCUUGGCUCCUCACCUGCCCAUUACUUCACUUUUGCCAACAACCAUUUCACCGGUCCGAUCCCAAGAAGCAUUGGCCAAGCAUCCAAAACCCUUUAUGAAGUUCUCUUCCUUGGGAACAAACUUUCAGGGUGUCUGCCAUACGAAAUUGGGUAUCUAAACCAGGCCACCGUGUUCGAUGCAAGUUCCAACGUCUUAACAGGCCCAAUACCAGCCUCGUUUGCUUGCUUGGCCAAGAUAGAGUAUCUAAACUUAGCCAAGAACCAGUUCUACGGACCCGUGCCUGAGAUGGUGUGCAAGUUGUCUACCCUUGGGAACUUCUCUUUGGCAGACAACUAUUUCACCGCGAUCGGUCCAGAGUGCCAGAAAUUGGUUGAUAGAAAGACACUUGAUGUUAGUAAGAACUGCAUUUUGGGCCAACCAAAUCAGAGAACAAAAAUGAAAUGUGCUACUUUCUUCUCCAAGCCUAGAAAGUGUCCCAACGAGAAGGAGAUGACUUACAUUCCUUGUAAAAGGCCGUAUUCGGGUUCAAAUGAGAAGAAGUCCGAUCAUCUGCCACGAGCUCCACUGUCAUAUGGUACUCUUAUACCACAUAGGCUUUGAUUUUCAUGCCGGAAUUGGACUCAUCAAAGCUGGGUGAUGAUGAGUUUUCUGGCAAUUAUGCAUAUACAGUUUAUUUCUAAAUGUUUGCAGCUACUUCAUAAUUUUAUGGAUAAAUGUAACGUAAUUUAUGUAGUCCUAAUUAAGCAGAUGUGCUUUCAGAAAAGUAAAUAAAUAAAUAAAAUUAAGCA
Molecule: messenger RNA, 1664 nt
Organism: Pyrus x bretschneideri (Chinese white pear)
Lineage: Eukaryota; Viridiplantae; Streptophyta; Magnoliopsida; Rosales; Rosaceae
Exons: 3
Coding region: 16-1476 (486 amino acids)
Molecular function (GO): protein binding
Source: RefSeq, a predicted model, not a curated record